Messenger RNA from Nerophis ophidion (straightnose pipefish), 3543 nucleotides. Its product is annotated as zinc finger protein 271-like. Gene Ontology annotation, cellular component: nucleus. Bases 391 to 2556 code for a protein of 721 amino acids. Gene Ontology annotation, biological process: regulation of transcription by RNA polymerase II. Lineage: Eukaryota; Metazoa; Chordata; Actinopteri; Syngnathiformes; Syngnathidae. The record is from RefSeq and is a predicted model, not a curated record. The transcript has 8 exons. Gene Ontology annotation, molecular function: RNA polymerase II transcription regulatory region sequence-specific DNA binding; DNA-binding transcription factor activity, RNA polymerase II-specific.
CCCAACCGGAAGUCCCCAUGUUGCCUUUGAGGGUCAAGCGACAACAGCUAGAAGUUAAAUGAUGACAAUUGUUAAAAAUGUCCACAAUUGGACACGCGUUUUUCUCUCACUUGCCGUGAAAAUGAGAAUUAAGUAUUAAAAACAGCCCAGGUAUUUAUAGUAAAACAUUUUUCGCCGGCGACUACCUUUUUUUUUCCUAACCCGGUGAGAGACCUUUAAACGCUCAGGCCUGAUUGGUGAAUUUCUGCAGAGACGGUUGUCCUUCUGGAAGGUUCUCGUCUCUCCACAGAGGAAUGCUGUAGUUCUGACAGAGUGACCAUCGGGUUCUUGGCUAAGAUGAACGCAGCAAUGUAGAGACAUCCUGAAAACCAACGCUUCUCAUCCAACCUGAUGGAGCUUGAGAGCGGGCCUACUGUAGCCUCCUCCGCAGAGAUGGGCUCUGAAAGCCCAGAGCAUUUUGGACCAUCUGUGACAAUGACAGAGGAGGAGGAAGAGGAGGAAAACCAGGAGCAAGAUAUCGGCCCCCUCAUCAACUCUGAUGGAGAAGUGGAUUUGUCAGAUCUCAGAGAGAGAGACUCUCCAGGAGGAGGAGCGGCAGAAACCCUCUCCAAUGCAUUCGACCAGAGCGAGAAUGAAAAGCCCCCCUCCUUCCAUCGCUGCUCCGUGUGCGGUAAAGUCUUUCCGUAUGCUUCCAAACUCCAGCGUCACCUGCGCACUCACUCUGGAGAAAGACCUUUCCCGUGCUCCGUGUGCAACAAGAGAUUUCCCGAAAAGGGUCUGCUCAUGAUCCACCAAAGGAUUCACACGGGAGAGAAACCCUUCGCCUGCACUUUUUGCGAGAAGCGGUUCGCCAGCCAGGGUGAACUUAGGCUCCACAGGAGGACUCACACCGGCGAGAGACCGUACCACUGUUCCAUCUGUCUGAAGAGCUUCUCUCGCCACUGGCACCUCAAGACGCACCUGGACGCCAUGCACUCCGAGGUGGUCGCCGGCUUCAUCAGGAAGAAGUUCCCGUGCUCGGACUGCGACAAGAGCUGCAACUCGGCCGCCGAGCUGAGGGACCACCAGAGGACUCACACCGGCGAGAGGCCGUAUCAGUGCAACUUCUGCGACAAGAAGUUCGCGUUGUCCGGCACGCUGGUGAGACACGAGCGCCUGCACACGGGAAUCACGCCCUACCACUGCUCGGACUGCGGAAAGACCUUUGCGCAGCAGUGGACGCUGACCACUCACAUGCGGACUCACAGAGGGGAGAAACCGUACAGCUGCACGCAGUGCGACAAGUCCUUCGUGGCGCCCGGGGAGCUCCGGAGGCACACCAGGAUCCACACGGGGGAAAAGCCGUAUACCUGCGCGGAUUGUGGCAGACACUUCUCGCUGGCUGGAACCCUCAGGAACCACAAAAAGUCCUGCACGCAGAGCAAGAAUGGAGAGGUUCAAACUGCCGCCGGCGAAUCGUCACAGAGGGAAGCGACUGACAUCAGCUCUGAGCUGCCUGCCAAUCAAGCUACGGCCAGCGUGGAGACCUCCGCCUCGUCGUCCUCCUCGUCUUCUGAGGACAUCAGCUGUGACCGAGCAGCCCGAGAUGGAAAUGACUCUGAAGAGGCGGAGCAGGAGCCCUCCAGUCCGCUCAUGAACGUCGUCGUGAAAGAGGAGGAGGAGGAGUCUCCUCUGUGUGAUGAAGCUUCGGCCCCGAAGUGUUCCGCUGAGACAAAUAGUGUAGUUGCGGUGAAAAAGGAGGAAGUAGAGGAUCUGGUCGAGAUGGAAGCAUCUCACGUUCGGGGGCAGCCGGUCGGAGGAGGCAAAAGAGUCCGCAGCUGCCUCUUUGACAGGUGCAAGAAGAACGACGCAAGCUCCGCUCGUGUCUACGCUCCUCCUCAGCUUCCCGACCAGGUGGUGGUGUCUCCCACAUCACCAGCGAAGGAUCAGCGCAACAACAAGAAGUCUCACAGCGCUUUCUGCUGCGGCCUCUGUGGGAGAGACUGCCACAAGAUGUCGGCGCUGCAAAUCCACAUGCGCAUCCACUCGGGAGAGAAACCCUAUCAAUGCUCUCUGUGCGGCAAGCAGUUCACCCAGAAAGGUCAGCUCAAAGGCCACCAGAAGGUCCACACGGGGGAGAAGCCCUUUUCCUGUCCCGAGUGCGGCAAGUGCUUCGCCCACUCGGGCGCCAUGAACCGACACCGUCUGACGCACACGGGGGAGAAGCCCUACCACUGCUCCAUGUGCGACCGCAGCUUCAACCAGUCGGGACGGCUGAGGGAGCACGAGAAGACGCACUUCGGGGAAAAGCUCAACUGCCCCGACUGCGACAAGACGUUCACGCGGGCCUCCAGCCUCAAGAACCACGUGAGGCUUCACACGGGCGAGAGGCCGUACAGCUGCGACGUGUGUGGGCGGGGCUUCAGUCGCUCUCAGAGCCUCAGGCUUCACAAGCGUAAACACGGGCUGAAGCACGUGGAAGAGGAGUCGGGCCUCAGCGUGGACGACUUAUCAGACCAUAGCUCCCCCGUAAAUAUGAACAUCACAGUUAAAAAUGAAGAUGACAUAUUUAUAUAAACCACACUUAUCUUUUUAAAAGGGAGCUGCACUUUUUGGGGGGAAUUUGCCCAUCAACCACAAUUUAACAGUGGAGCCAAUGGAAGUCGCUCUAUGAACUAAAACAUCCAAAAAGCUCCUUUAACGUUUAAUAUACAAGCUUUAAAGGCCGACUGAAAUGAGAUUUUCUUAUUUAAACGGGGAUAGCAGGUCCAUUCUAUGUGUCAUACUUGAUCAUUUCUCGAUAUUGACAUAUUUUUGCUUAAAGGAUUUAGUAGAGGGGCUUCACGGUGGCAGAGGGGUUAGUGCGUCUGCCUCACAAUACGAAGUUCCUGCAGUCCUGGGUUCAAAUCCAGGCUCGGGAACUUUCUGUGUGGAGUUUGCAUGUUCUCCCCGUGACUGCGUGGGUUCCCUCCGGGUACUCCGGCUUCCUCCCACUUCCAAAGACAUGCACCUGGGGAUAGGUUGAUUGGCAACACUAAUUUGGCCCUAGUGUGUGAAUGUGAGUGUGAAUGUUGUCUGUCUAUCUGUGUUGGCCCUGUGAUGAGGUGGCGACUUGUCCAGGGUGUACACCGCCUUCCGCCCGAUUGUAGCUGAGAUAGGCGCCAGCACCCCCCGCGACCCCAAAAGGGAAUAAGCGGUAGGAAAAGGAUGGAUGGGAUGGAUUUAGUAGAGAACAUCCACGAUAAAGUUUGCAACUUUUGGUUGCUAAUAAAAAAGCCUUGCCUUCACCGGAAGUAGCAGACGAUGACAUCACAAGGGUGAGGGCUCCUCACGUCCUCACAUUGUUUUUAAUGGGAGCCGCCAGCUGCAAGAGCUAUUUCGACCCAUUAAUUUGAGCGAGGAUGAAAGAUUUGUGAAUGAGGAUAUUGAGAGUAAAGGACUAAAAAAAAAAAAAAGGCGAUUGCAGAUGUUAUUGCACACAUUUACUAUGAUAAUUCUGGAAAAUCCCUUAUCUGCCCGUUGUGUUAGUGUUUUAGUGAGAUUAAAUUGUACCUAAAGUCGGAG